AUGACCAUGGCCUGGAAAUACAUCUAUGGGUUACUAAAAACUCAAUCAUCCAAAGUGGAAACAGUUUCAUGAAUUUUUAUAGUUUCAUAGAACAAAGUCAUAAAUCAGGGUAAGUUUAAAAUGCAUACACUGGUGGGUACAGCGGAGAAGUGCUUACAGCCAGAUGAUGGAAGUGUUGCUGUAGGCCCAAGAUGUUUUCUAAUGACAUUCUUAGCGCUUAGGUUUGGGACUUGGUAGUCUCCUAAGUUAAUAGAUACCAAAAUCGUUUUAUCUAUUAUUCACAGGAUGUUAGUUCUGACAGAAUAGGUAAGGAACAGAUGUUCCCAGUGGCUAAAGCUACCCUAUAAUAAGGUAAUUAGCCUCUGGAUCAGCAUUCCAACCUCUACACAGUACUUCAGUUCAAUUGGUUUCAGCUGACACAGAUUCUUCUCAGGAAACUUUGUUCACACCAACAUAGGUCUUAUGUGGACAUUGUUAGGAGUGUGGACACUCAAGGUCCACUCUAACCUUAGAGUUUCAGCAUCUACAAGAUGACAGGACCCACAUGUGAGGAUAUUUGAGAAGCAGUGCUCCAUUUAGCUUAUAAUAAAUUUAAUGUGUUUAUGCUUAAUAUUUUUGUACUUAACUCUUUUUUUCUUUUUGGUUUUUCGAGACAGGGUUUCUCUAUGUAGCUUUGCACCUUUCCUGGAACUCGCUUUGUAGACCAGGCUGGACUCGAACUUACAGAGAUCUGCCUGCCUCUGCCUCCCAAGCGCUGGGAUUAAAGGUGUGUGUCACCACCGCCUGGCCUUUGUACUAAACUCUUAAACUGAGACUCAAAACUUGAAUAACAGUCUAGAAGAGGAAAAGGUAAAAUUCAUAAGGUUCAUCUUAAAUUUUACUAUAGAAUUAUCAACUAAUUUAAGUUCUUCCACAGGAAAGAGCUCUGCACGGACACUUCAGUGAUUCAGUCCUUGGGCACCAUUUCUUAGUAAAAUUUGUACUCUGUUUUAAGCGUAAGUAAAGCAUCCCUUUGAGUUUCUUUACACUGCUUGCUGUGGACACUUGCUAUAACAUCCACUGUAUACUUGAUGUUUAAUUCUUUUUUCAUUCCCUUAGGGCAUCAGCAUCUUCCUCACUCAAAUAUUUCCUUAAAGUAUAUGUUGGUAUUGUCUACUGAUGCCUCCUUACUCCUGAUCUAUAUGAAUAAGUACCACACACACACACACUCACACACACACACACACACACACACACACACACACACACACACACACAGACAGAGACAGACAGACAGAGAUACAGAGACAGAGAGACAGAGACGGAGACAGACAGACAGGCACAGAGAGACAGACAGACAGACACAGAAACAGAAAGAAAGACAGAGACAGGUUUAUGGGGUCUGGAACAUGUUCUUAGAGAGGUCAGAGUGUUAAAAGCUGAAAUUUAGUUCUGCAGGCAGGGAGCAUUUAACAUGAGAUCCUCAUCUCCGAGGCAAUGAAUGGAGGAGACCUGAAGAGGUAACGCAAAGUGGCAGGCGCGGCCACACCCUAGACUGUCUCAGGUUCCUACAAGUAUGCCUACCCUUCCUCUGGUUCAAGGGAAGAAAGCUGCGGAAAGUCACAAGUACCUAAGGCCACAGAGCAGGAACGUUUCCAGUUCCCGGGAGCACAUGCCAACACAAGCUUUCCUAUAAAGAUGACUGUGUAGCAGAAGCUCAGGCUGGGCAAAGAGGACCCCACCCCCCCUUUACACUUUUGCCCAUCCGUGGUGGCCCUCGUCAUCAUCGAGAGCACUGGGACCAGCUUUAUCCUCGGCAGCCCUGGAGAAGCUUUGGGGGAGACGAGUGUAUCCACAAGCGCGUGUGUGCGUGAGGAGGAGAGCAAAGAACGUGAUUACUUCAGAAUUUAUUUAAGGGCCGGUGGAAACCACUGCAGCAGCUUCCAGGGGAAGCCCUUGUUCCAGAGGAAGAGGAGGUGGAGGCUGCCAAGGAGGAGGAGGGGAGGAGACACAGAAGGAGGAGUAGCAGCCGCUUGCAUGAGGCAAGGAUGCUAUAGCAUCCUCACCCGUUCUCAGCAGGGAAAUGGUCCAGGACUGCUGGGUGUGAGCCUCACCUCUCCUCCAGCCGAGACUGCGGUUGUCAGUGAUCCAGUGAAGAAACAGGACCUGAAAUAAGAGACAUUAGCAAUGAUGUGUGAAGUGAUGCCCACGAUUAAUGAGGACACCCCAAUGAGCCAACGGGGGUCCCAAAGCAGUGGCUCCGACUCGGACUCCCAUUUUGAGCAAUUGAUGGUCAACAUGCUGGAUGAAAGGGAUCGUCUACUAGAUACACUUCGAGAGACCCAAGAAAGCCUCUCACUUGCCCAGCAAAGACUCCAGGAUGUCAUCUAUGACAGAGAUUCCCUCCAGAGACAGCUGAAUUCAGCCCUACCCCAGGACAUCGAAUCCCUAACAGGAGGGCUGACUGGUUCUAAGGGGGCUGAUCCACCGGAAUUUGCUGCAUUGACUAAAGAACUGAAUGCUUGCCGGGAGCAACUUCUAGAGAAGGAAGAAGAGAUCUCAGAGCUUAAAGCCGAAAGAAACAACACAAGACUGUUACUGGAGCACUUGGAGUGCCUUGUGUCACGACAUGAAAGGUCACUGAGAAUGACCGUGGUGAAGCGGCAAGCUCAGUCUCCCUCAGGAGUGUCCAGUGAGGUGGAGGUUCUCAAGGCACUGAAAUCUUUGUUUGAGCACCACAAGGCCUUGGAUGAAAAGGUAAGGGAGCGACUGAGGGUUUCUUUAGAAAGAGUCUCUGCACUGGAAGAGGAACUAGCUUCAGCUAAUCAGGAGAUUGUUGCCUUGCGUGAGCAAAAUGUUCAUAUUCAGAGAAAAAUGGCAUCAAGUGAGGGAUCCACAGAGUCAGAACAUCUUGAAGGGAUGGAACCUGGCCAGAAAGUUCAUGAAAAGCGUCUAUCCAACGGCUCCAUAGACUCAACAGAUGACACCAGCCAGAUAGUCGAGCUACAGGAAUUGCUUGAAAAGCAAAACUAUGAAAUGGCCCAAAUGAAAGAACGCUUAACAACUCUUUCUUCACGAGUGGGGGAGGUGGAGCAGGAAGCAGAGACAGCAAGAAAGGACCUCAUAAAAACGGAAGAAAUGAACACAAAAUAUCAAAGGGACAUCCGGGAGGCAAUGGCUCAGAAGGAAGAUAUGGAAGAAAGAAUCACAACCCUGGAGAAACGUUACCUCAGUGCUCAGAGAGAAUCUACCUCCAUUCAUGACAUGAAUGAUAAACUAGAAAAUGAGUUGGCAAACAAGGAAGCCAUCUUGCGGCAGAUGGAAGAAAAGAACAGACAAUUACAAGAGCGUCUUGAACUGGCUGAGCAAAAGUUACAGCAGACCAUGAGAAAGGCGGAAACUCUGCCUGAAGUAGAGGCAGAACUGGCUCAGAGAAUUGCAGCCCUAACAAAGUCUGAUCCAACCUCUUCUACCUCAUCUGAUGAUUAUCAAUAUGUUAUGGAAGCUAAACUCCAAGAAAUGAUCUCCAUACGUAGGAAGGCUGAAGAGAGGCAUGGAAAUAUUGAAGAACGUAUGAGACACCUAGAAGGUCAACUGGAAGAGAAGAAUCAAGAACUUCAAAGAGCUAGGCAAAGAGAGAAAAUGAAUGAGGAACACAAUAAAAGGUUAUCUGAUACCGUGGACAGGCUUCUGACGGAAUCCAAUGAGCGUCUUCAGCUGCACUUGAAGGAAAGAAUGGCCGCUCUGGAGGAGAAGAAUGUUUUGAUUCAAGAGUCAGAAACCUUCAGAAAAAAUCUUGAAGAAUCUUUACAUGAUAAGGAAAGAUUAGCAGAAGAAAUUGAGAAGUUAAGAUCUGAACUUGACCAAAUGAAAAUGAGAACUGGCUCUCUAAUUGAACCCACUAUAUCGAGGACGCACCUAGACACCUCGACUGAGUUGCGAUAUUCAGUUGGCUCUCUUGUGGACAGCCAGUCUGAUUACAGAACCACUAAAGUAAUCCGGAGGCCAAGGAGAGGUCGUAUGGGUGUGCGAAGAGAUGAGCCAAAGGUGAAAUCUCUUGGGGAUCAUGAAUGGAACAGAACUCAGCAAAUUGGAGUCCUAGGCAGCCACCCGUUUGAGAGUGACACUGAAAUAUCCGAUAUUGAUGAUGAUGACAGAGAAACAAUUUUUAGCUCAAUGGAUCUUCUCUCUCCAAGUGGCCAUUCUGAUGCCCAGACUCUAGCUAUGAUGCUUCAAGAACAGUUGGAUGCAAUCAACAAAGAAAUAAGGUUAAUUCAAGAAGAGAAGGAAUCUACAGAACUGCGUGCCGAAGAAAUUGAGAAUAGAGUGGCUAGCGUAAGCUUGGAAGGCCUGAAUUUGGCAAGGGUCCAUCCUGGUACCUCCAUCACUGCCUCUGUUACAGCUUCAUCCUUGGCCAGUUCUUCUCCCCCUAGUGGACACUCAACGCCAAAGCUCACGCCAAGAAGCCCUGCUAGGGAAAUGGACCGCAUGGGAGUCAUGACUCUGCCAAGUGAUCUAAGGAAACAUCGGAGAAAGAUUGCCGUGGUGGAAGAGGAUGGACGGGAGGACAAGGCAACAAUCAAAUGCGAAACUUCUCCUCCACCAACACCCAGAGCCAUCAGAAUGACUCACACGCUCCCUUCUUCCUACCACAAUGAUGCCCGGAGCAGUUUAUCAGCCUCUCUUGAGCCAGAAAGCCUUGGCCUUGGCAGUGCCAAUAGCAGCCAAGACUCUCUUCACAAAGCCCCCAAGAAGAAAGGAAUCAAGUCUUCAAUAGGGCGCUUGUUUGGUAAAAAAGAAAAGGCUCGACUUGGGCAGCUUCGAGGCUUCAUGGAGACCGAAGCUGCCGCCCAGGAAUCCCUAGGCUUAGGCAAACUUGGAACUCAAGCAGAAAAGGACAGAAGGUUGAAGAAAAAGCAUGAACUCCUUGAAGAAGCUCGUAGAAAAGGAUUACCUUUUGCCCAGUGGGACGGACCCACUGUGGUCGCUUGGCUGGAGCUCUGGUUGGGAAUGCCUGCUUGGUACGUGGCAGCCUGCAGAGCCAAUGUGAAAAGCGGAGCCAUCAUGUCGGCUCUGUCGGACACGGAAAUCCAAAGGGAGAUUGGAAUCAGCAACCCUCUGCAUCGUUUAAAGCUCAGACUAGCUAUCCAGGAGAUGGUGUCCCUCACAAGUCCUUCAGCUCCUCCUACAUCUCGCACUCCUUCAGGCAAUGUCUGGGUGACCCAUGAAGAAAUGGAAAACCUUGCAGCUCCAGCAAAAACGAAAGAAUCUGAGGAAGGAAGCUGGGCCCAGUGUCCGGUCUUUCUACAGACCCUGGCUUAUGGAGAUAUGAACCACGAGUGGAUUGGAAAUGAAUGGCUGCCCAGCCUGGGGCUGCCUCAGUACAGAAGUUACUUUAUGGAAUGCUUGGUUGACGCACGGAUGUUAGACCACCUCACCAAAAAAGAUCUUCGUGUCCAUUUAAAAAUGGUGGAUAGUUUCCAUCGAACAAGUUUACAAUAUGGAAUUAUGUGCUUGAAAAGAUUGAAUUAUGAUAGAAAAGAGCUAGAGAGAAGACGAGACACAAGCCAACAUGAAAUAAAAGAUGUCUUAGUGUGGAGCAAUGAUCGAGUUAUUCGCUGGAUACAAGCAAUUGGACUUCGAGAAUAUGCAAAUAACAUCCUGGAGAGCGGAGUGCAUGGCUCGCUUAUAGCCCUGGAUGAGAACUUUGACUACAGCAGCCUGGCUUUAUUGUUGCAGAUUCCAACACAGAACACCCAGGCAAGGCAGAUUCUUGAACGCGAGUACAAUAACCUCCUGGCUCUGGGAACUGAACGGCGACUGGAUGAAAAUGAUGACAAGAAUUUCAGACGUGGAUCGACCUGGCGAAGGCAGUUCCCUCCUCGUGAAGUACAUGGAAUAAGCAUGAUGCCUGGCUCCUCAGAGACAUUACCCGCUGGAUUCAGGUUAACCACAACAUCUGGGCAGUCAAGAAAAAUGACGACGGAUGUUGCUUCAUCAAGGCUGCAGAGGCUAGACAACUCCACUGUUCGCACAUACUCAUGUUGACCAGCCACUCAAAGGAGGCAGCACUGACCUGCUACAUCAUCUUUUCAGUCUACACGACCUAAAGUGUACUACUGCCUAUGAAGACAAACGGAGAAAGCCUUCACGGAGACUGAAUUCUAUGGAAAUAAUAUAAGAAAGGGUUUACCAAACGUUAAACAUGUGAUUUUGGGGGGAAUCAGAUAAUAAGUUUGAUUAGUUUACUAUGAUUGUAAUAAAACGCUUAAAUCAUCUGAAAUAUGAACAUCACCCACGUCAUAAACUCUGUACAUCUGAUGCUUUUAUGAGAUGGAACUAUUCAUUUUUUCAUGUUGUAAUAUAAUAGGCAUUUAUGUAUUACUGUGUAACAUUUCUUUUUAAAUGUGUAAGUCUUCUGUAAAUGGAUAUAAAUAUGAGUUUUUUAAAGAAAAAUAAAAUAUAUGGUUCAUGGA
Messenger RNA from Peromyscus californicus insignis, 6455 nucleotides. It is a transcript of the gene Ppfia2, whose product is annotated as PTPRF interacting protein alpha 2. The record is from RefSeq and is a predicted model, not a curated record. The transcript is spliced from 34 exons. Lineage: Eukaryota; Metazoa; Chordata; Mammalia; Rodentia; Cricetidae. Gene Ontology annotation, cellular component: presynaptic active zone. Bases 2167 to 6027 code for a protein of 1286 amino acids. Gene Ontology annotation, molecular function: protein binding. Gene Ontology annotation, biological process: synapse organization.